CUGCCAAACCCCAAGGAAGGAGGAUGGCAGACCUUGUCGAGGAGCGUCGGCUCCUAUGGGCCAACGAUCCGGAGAAGAAUGAAGAGCGAUGCAAACACUUCCGUGCAGACUAUGGCAACCGGAUCAAGACGGCCAAGUACACGCUGCUGACGUUCCUGCCCGUGAACCUGUUUGAGCAGUUCAUGCGCGUGGCCAACGCCUAUUUCCUGUUGCAGCUCAUCCUGCAGCUGAUCCCGCAGAUUAGUUCCCUCAGCCCCAUCACCACGGCGCUGCCGCUCGUGUUUGUGCUCGGCGUCACCGCUGUCAAGGACGGCAACGACGACUACAAGCGCCACAAGAGCGAUGCCACCAUCAACAACCGCGCCAUCGACGUUCUUCGCAACAGCAAGUGGGUGGAGUCACAGUGGCAGGAUGUGCAUGUGGGAGAAAUCAUUCGCCUCAGAAAAGACGACUUUGUCCCGGCUGAUCUUGUUGUGCUGUCGACAACGGAGGCCGACCACGACUGUUACAUCGAGACGGCAGACCUUGAUGGCGAGACAAACCUCAAGAAACGCUACGCCUCAGAGCCCACGCGCGAAUUCUCUUCCGCACAGCAGCUCUCUGCCAUGACAUGCGAGGUGUCAUGCAACCCGCCGAACAACAGGCUCGACGACUUUGAUGGCUCCAUCUCCGUUAACGGCGAGAAACCGCUCCCCAUCAGCAACAACAACGUCAUCCUCAGGGGCUGUCGCCUUCGCAACACGAAUGAGAUUCGUGGCGUCGUCGUGUACACUGGCAACGACACCAAGCUCAUGCGCAACAGCGGCCGUGUUCGGUUUAAGCGCACGCACAUUGACAAGCAGCUGAACAACCUUGUGAUCCAGAUUUUCUUUGUUUUGUUUGCCAUGUGCGUCACCCUCGCCAUCCUCAGCGGCUACUGGGAGCGCACACAGGGAGAGCGGUUCAUGGAGUACCUUAACCGGCAGUCGGACAACCCGAACCAGAUUGCGUUUCUGCAGUUCUUCUCGUACCUCAUUGUCCUCUCAAACCUUGUCCCCAUCUCCCUCUACGUCAGCGUUGAGUUGAUCCGACUUGCGCAGAGCCAGCUGAUUGGGCUUGACGUGAAGAUGUACUUUGAGGAGACAGACACGCCCGCCGUCGCCCGCACGACCACCCUCAACGAGGAGCUCGGCCAGAUCGACUACGUCUUCAGCGACAAGACGGGCACGUUGACCCAGAACGUGAUGCGCUUCCUGCAAUGCUCCAUCGCCGGCAACAUUUACGGCAAACCUGCUGUUGUUGGGCAGCCGUACACGGGAUUUAUCGACGACCGCCUGCACCGCGCGCUUGAUUCCCGCGAUGCCAACGUGGUGGAGUUCUUCGAGCACCUUGCCGUGUGCCAGACGGUGCGGCCGGAGAAGACGGACGAUGGCGAGCUCGACUACCAGGCACAGUCCCCAGACGAAAAGGCCCUCGUCGAGGCUUCAAGGGACGUGGGCAUCAAGUUUACGCGGCGGACGGGCGAGACGAUUGAGCUCGACUUCUUCGGCGAGCGCCGCACGUACGGGCUCCUCAACAUCAUCGAGUUCACCUCCACCCGCAAGCGCAUGACUGUGGUCGUGCGGGACCCGGAUGGCGGCAUCACGGCGUACAGCAAGGGCGCAGACACGAUCAUGCAGCCGCUGCUGAGCCAGGCGAGCCAGGAGCGCGACUGGCCGGCGGUGGACGCACACUUGCACGAGUUUGCAAAGGAUGGACUGCGCACGCUGGUGCUGGCGAAGCGCAGGCUCUCGUCGGAGUGGUACGAGGACUGGGCAAAACGAUACUACGAUGCAGACGUGUGCGAGACAGACGACCGCAAGGACAAGCUCGCUGCUGUUGCGCAGGAGCUUGAGACAGAGCUUGAGCUCGUUGGCGCGUCCGCCAUUGAGGACAAGCUGCAGGACGGCGUUCCGGAGACAAUUGCCAACCUCAUGCGUGCCGGCAUCAAGGUGUGGGUGCUGACGGGCGACAAACUUGAGACGGCCAUCAACAUUGGCUUCUCCUGCCGCCUGCUCAAGUCGGAGAUGGAGCCGCUGUUUAUCAUUGACGGGAAGAAGUUUGAGGACGUGGAGCAGCAACUGCGCGCGGCCAAGGACGACAUGGCCGCCUCUGGCCGCGAGCACCGCCCCUUUGCCCUCGUCAUCACCGGACAGAGCCUGUCGUUCCCGCUGCCACCAACGAUGAAGGAGCGCAAGGAGGAGGUUGUGCGCAACGAAGACGGGACCACGACCCUCAAGUGGACGCCAGAGCGACUGCAGAUGCAGCGCGACCUUGAGGCCCUCUUCCUGGACGUGUGCUCGCAGUGCCACGCCGUGCUGUGCUGCCGCGUCUCACCGCUGCAGAAGGCGCAGGUGGUGAAGCUUGUCAAGUCGCGGCGCAAGGCCAUCACGCUUGCCAUUGGCGACGGCGCCAACGACGUCAGCAUGAUCAAGGCUGCCCACAUUGGCGUUGGCAUCAGCGGUCUUGAGGGCAGGCAGGCCGUGCUUGCGUCAGACUACGCCCUGGCGCAGUUUGCAUAUCUGCAGCGGCUGCUGCUCGUGCACGGGCGGUGGUCGUACCUGCGCAUGUCCGUGUUCCUGCGCUGGUUCUUCUACAAGAACUUUGCCUACGCCUGGGCACAGUUUUUCUUCGCCUUCUUCUGCGGCUUCUCCGCCCUGACGAUCUACGACGGUGUGUUCAUCUCCACGUACAACGUGGUGUUUACGUCGCUGCCCAUCCUGGUCAUCGGCACGCUGGAGCAGGACGUCUCUGCGCGCGACUCAAUUAGCUUCCCGCUGCUGUACGAGGCCGGCCCGCGGAACUUCUACUUCAGCCGCCUCUCCUUCUACUGGAGCUUGCUGCGCGGCAUCUUCCACAGCGUUGUCAUCUUCUUCGUCGCAUAUGGCGCCAUCACCCUUGGCGGGCAGGUUGACAGCAUCGGGCAGGAGGCCGGCGACUACUCGUUCCUCUCCACGACCAUCUCCGUCUGCCUCGUCUGGGUCGUCAACCUGGAGCUUGGCCUGAUGAGCCGGUACUGGACAUGGCUCAACUUUGUGACGCUGAUCAUCGGCCCCAUCUCCUGGUUCCUCCUCUUCUCCGUCCUCUACACCUGGGAUGACUGGAUCUUCUACUUCCAAUCCCCCUUCUUCGGCGUGUUCCUGCACUCGAUGGAGGCGAACAAGUUCUGGGCCGUCUUCUUCCUGACCAUUGGCGUGACGGGCGUGCUGACCAUGGUUGACUUCCUCGCCCGCACCUAUUUCUACCCGACGCCCGUCGACAUUGUUCGCGAGAAGAACCGCCACUUUGGCAAGGAGAUGGUCUAUAAUAAAGCUGUCUAG
Salpingoeca rosetta is the source of this 3338-nucleotide messenger RNA. RefSeq names its product ATP8B1 protein. Gene Ontology annotation, biological process: phospholipid translocation; Golgi organization. Gene Ontology annotation, molecular function: ATP hydrolysis activity; magnesium ion binding; ATP binding. Bases 24 to 3338 code for a protein of 1104 amino acids. Gene Ontology annotation, cellular component: plasma membrane. The record is from RefSeq and is a predicted model, not a curated record. Lineage: Eukaryota; Choanoflagellata; Craspedida; Salpingoecidae. The transcript is spliced from 20 exons.